Molecule: messenger RNA, 2235 nt
Organism: Megalobrama amblycephala (Wuchang bream)
Lineage: Eukaryota; Metazoa; Chordata; Actinopteri; Cypriniformes; Xenocyprididae
Exons: 5
Coding region: 696-1691 (331 amino acids)
Source: RefSeq, a predicted model, not a curated record
ACUUUAAAAAUGUAUGAGUAAAUGCUGAAAUUAACAUUAACUGUGAUUAAUAAAUGCUUUAGAAGUAUUUUUCAUUGUUAGUUGGUGAUAAGGAACCUUAUUGUAAAGUGUUACUGCUACAGUAAAAUAAUAGUCACAUUGUUGGAUAUAAAUACUUGAUCAUAAAUUAUGAAGGUACGUUUCAAGUUAUAAUUAACAAUUAAGAAAAACCAAUGAAUUGGUCUUCAUUAUUAAUGUAAUAUCGAAAAAUAAUUGUUUCCUAAACAUUCUACUGCACCAUCCCUAUUUCCCAUUGUUCAACAAACAGGUUAGUUUGGCUCCAAACCCAUUUCAAGAGUUGACAUGUCAGAACACUUAAUGAAACAUGAUCAUUUAUAGUUGUCUCUGCACAUUAAACUGAGAUAAGAUAAAUAUAUGAAUUCACCCUCUUGGAGGAAGGUGACUUUUUGAAAAUAAUGAGUGCCUGGUGAAAGUCUCUGAGCAUGUGUUGGUCAGAUGUCAAUUUCAGUAUUGCAGCUAUCAAUCACUUGUCUGUGGUGUAUAAAAAUAGGUGGCAGAAUAGCAUAAAUUGGCAAUACCCUGUCAUGCUGACAGGCCACUCGCUCUAAAAUAAGCUUGAGUUUAAUACAAGGUUGCAGUAUAAUGAAGUAACUUCUGCUGCUCUCCCCUCCAGGACUUGAAAGAUGUUAUGAACUAUGAUUUACAAUGACAUAAAACCAUCAGCCAAUCUGGACGUAAACAUGAAGAGAACACAAGAAGUCAGAGAAAAUCAGAUAAAUGAGGAAGAGGAGCAAAGGUGGGGCAAAGGAGAGCGUUCUGAGGAGAUAAAAAUGGAUACCGAGUUACCGGAGGAGUACUAUCAUGGUCUUGAGGACCUACCCUGGAACCUGAACUCACUGGAGCAGUUACUGUAUAUCAGCCUACCAGCAUGGAUACAAAAAGCUUUGCUUUGUAACCUAGCAGAACAGUUUGGCAUCUGGACCUUUCACAACAACAUCUUGCCGUGUCGUCUCAUUUCCUACGCUUUACUGCCGUACACUCUUCCUGCUACAACUGUCAUCUCGUUCAUCUAUAGAUUUUUCUGCUGGGCGAAGAAAAUUCCCCUUCAAGCUCUGAAUGCAGGCAGGGAAUUCAAACAGGAUGUGAUGGUACACCUGCGGUUCGCCCUCGCAUGCUUAAGAGGACUGGUAACAAACAGAUUCCUGCUUUUGCAAAUUUCACCUUUGGUCCCCACUCCUGCUCUGUUUCUUGCACCCUGGUCCUGUCUCCCCCCUCUUUCUUUGACUUUCCUUCCCUGUUCCUCUUUUCCUUUACUUUCUCUCGCUUUGCGUUUUCUGCCAUGCCGUCUUCCUACUUCAAUCUCGAAGAAGCAGCUGGAGAGCAGCAGUCAGACCCAGCCUCCCACAUUUAGACAACGAUCCUUCCUCUACAUCCAGCUCGCUGGAUCCGGCAGUUUCUGUAAAAAGACAGAUAACAUCGUCAUUACAGAUGCAAAGCCACUAUCUUCAACCUUCCUCCUGCAGCUCAACUUAGAGUUAGAAAUGGACAGCCAUUCUGAAACACCACAGCUUCAGAAGGACAAGCUAGAUUAUGACGGAGGCUUAUUGCUAGACUUGGACAAGCACAGGAACGCAGAAGAUGAUCUCUCUUCUCCUUGUAUCUCCUACAUGGAUGUGCAAGAGGAAGACUGAGGACAGUGUGUUACUUAUUGCAGACAAAAGUCUCUCAGUCAAUAUCGCAGUAAACUUCAAUAUUAGAUAUAUUUAAGUUGAUUGAACGCAAUGAAAUUAAGUUAGGACAAAAUGUGUAGGAAUUGUGUUGCUUUAGCACAUUCCUGGAGCCUUCCCAACACUGCAUGUUUUCCAUGUCUCCUUAAUUAAACACACCUGAUUCAGAUCAUCAGCAUAUGUGUUGAGAGUCCAAGACCUGAAAUGGGUGCGUCAGACAAAGGAGACAUACAAAAUGUGCAGUGCUGGGGAGGCUCCAGGAAUGUGUUUGGGAAGCCCUGUUUUAGCUCAUUUUAAUUCAUUUGAACAAGCAGCAAUUUUUUCUUUUUUUUUUUUUUUCAGUGUACUAAAAUUUCUAAAACUGAAAUAAAAAUAAACUAUAUAGAAUUAAACAAUAACAAAGACUAAUACAAAUGACAAAAGUACAUAAUAUUACUAAAUGAUUAUUUCAAUUUAGUAAGAAUAAAUUAAACAUGCCACAAUUCUGUUUCAUGUAUGUAAGAUUGUU